GCAGAAGGGGCACCUCUGCCUUUCAGAAUCCCACUCUCGCCGGUCAGUCCACCUGGCCUCGUCCGAUCCGGUGGCCUCCCCCCGUUCUAUAAGGCUGAUCCCCAAGCUGGGUUUGAGCUCCUCUCAGGUCGCUGCACUUUUGCCACGCUGUUUGGGGUGGGUAGCUCCAGCACGGCCGCUCCAUAUGAGUGCUGAAACUCAUCUGCUUGUCCACGGGGCCAAUCUAAAAAUAACGACCGCCCCCAGGCUGGGCUGUCGGGUAUCGGGUUCUAGCUGAGUUAGCUGUCCGGGGGACGGCCGCAGUGCUACUCGGUGGUUUGGGGCAAGAAAGAGCAAAAACGAAUUUCUGCAGCUCUCCUCGGUUCCUGCAUGACGUGCAGGAAUGGGGGACCUGAAGGAGGACCUGAAGAUGAUGGCUGAUGAAGGAGACAUGAAGCAGCCAUUGGCCGGUAGGAACGGCAAGAAGUCUGAGCAUGCCCAGAAGAGCUCGUUCUUCACCUGGUUCCUCGUGCUGGCCAUGCUGGGCGCCUGGACAUCCGUCGCCGUAGUGUGGCUCGAUAUCGUGGACUACAAAGAUGUGCUGGGACACCUUGCAGCAUAUGAUGUUGAUGGAGAUGGUGAAUUUGACGUGGAAGACGCAAAGAUUCUGCUAGGAUUGAAAGACAAGCCUGUUGUGGUGUCAAGUGAUGCAGGAGAAGUGGAUGAGCCAGCAGCCCGAAUGGGAGAAGAAGCCGAGCCAGAACUAAUACUAGAUGUGGAACCAGUUGAGGAAGAGGAGGUCCAGUUGAAUGUGGCAGAAGAGAAGACUGCAUCAGAGCCCAGUCUUUUGGAGGAGCCAGAGGUUGAGGAAGAAGUAGAUGCAUCAGAGCCAGUUCUGGAAAUAGAGGAAGAGGAAGUGGAGGCCAUGCCUAUAGAUGACCCCGUGGGCAAGGAGACCCUACAUACAGGAGCUGAGAAUGAUCUUCUGGAAGAAACAAGUGGUCCUGUGGAGGAGGAAUCAGAAGAAGGUGAUGCACCUGAGGAGGAAAAUGAACAAGAAUACUCUGGACCUUUGGAGGAGGGAAUACAGGAAGAUGAUACAGCGGUUGAGCAGGAAUUUACAGAAGAACCAAUACAAGAAGAAGGUGCAGUGGUUGAACAGGAAGUUGAGGAAGAACCUGUAACAGUAGAGGAGGAAGGUGCAGUUGCACAGGAGGUUGAAGGUGAAUAUGUUCCUGUGCAGGAAAUUGCUUCAGCUAUAGAUGACCAAAUGCAGAAAGAGGAGGAAUUUGCAACUGGAGUAGAAGUAGCACAAGAUGAGGACAUACCUGUGGAGGAGGUACAGGAAGAGGGUAUACAUUUAGAAGAGGAAAUACAGUACUGGAAGCAACAAGCACUGGAAGAAUCUGAGGUUGUAGAGGAAGAAGCACAAGAAGAAGCUGUACCUGUAGAGGAGGAAACACAGAAGGAAAGCAAAGAGGAGGAAGCACAAGCAGAAACUGUGUCUUUAGAAGAGGAAUUACAAGAAGUGCUUGUACCUCAAGAGGCAGAAGUACAGAAAGAGAUGGUACAGCAAGAUGCUUCACCUAUAGAGGAAGAGUCUGCACUUGUAGAAGAUGAAAUGCAGGACGAGAUUGCACCUGUAGAAGAAGUAGUACUUGUAAAGGAGGAAAGGCAGGAAGCGCUUGAGCCUGCACAAGUGAAAGUACAGGAUGAGGCUGUACGUGAAGAGGAAGACCUUGCACCUGUAGAAGAGGAAGUACAGGACGAGGCUGUUCUUGUAGAAGAAGAGCUUGCAGCAAUAGAAGAGGAAGUACUGGAUGAGACUGUACCUGAAGAGGAAGACUUUGCAGCUGUAGAAGAGGAAGUACAGGAUGAGACGGUACCUGAAGAGGAAGAUUUUGCAGCUGUAGAAGAGGAAGUACAGGAUGAGGCUGUACCUGAAGAGGAAGACUUUGCAGCUGUAGAAGAGGAAGUACAGGAUGAGACUGUACCUGUAGAGGAAGAGCUUGCACCUAUAGAAGAGGAAGUACAGGAUGAGACUGUACCUGUAGAGGAAGAGCUUGCACCUAUAGAAGAGGAAGUACAGAAUGAGGCCAUACCUGUAGAGGAAGAGCUUGAAGACGAAAUACCAGAAGAGGAAGAGGCUGCCCCUGUAGAAGAUGAAAUACCAGAAGCGGAAGAGGCUGCACCUGUAGAAGAUGAAAUACCAGAAGAGGAAGAGGCCGCACCUGUAGAGGAAGAGUCUUCACCUGUAGAAGAUGAAAUACCAGAAGAGGAAGAGGCUGCACCUGUAGAAGACGAAAUACAGGAAGAGGAAGAGGCUGCACCUGUACAGGAAGAGUCUUCACCUUUAGAAGACGAAAUACCAGAAGAGGAAGAGGCUGCACCUGUAGAAGACGAAAUACAGGAAGAGGAAGAGGCUGCACCUGUAGAGGAAGAGUCUUCACCUGUAGAAGACAAAAUACCAGAAGAGGAAGAGGCUGCACCUGUAGAAGACGAAAUACAGGAAGAGGAGGAGGCUGCACCUGUAGAAGACAAAAUACAGGAAGAGGAAGAGGCUGCACCUGUAGAAGAAGAGGCUGCACCUGUAGAAGAAGUAAAAGAGGACGCCAGAAAUGUAGUACAGGAAGAGGCCACACCUGUACAGGAAAUGGUGCAGGAAGAUAGUGUACAUGUAAAUAACGAAGCACAUGAGGAGGUAACAGAUGAAUACUUCCCUUAUGAAGAAGUUCCUGGAGUGGAAUUCCAUAAAGACAUACCAACAGACACGUAAAGCUUUGAGGCCCAGAGAAAUCUGAUGCUUUGGGCUGGGGGGAGACAAAAUUCGGUUGAAAAUGAGCCCCCACAAUACCACAAUCUCUCUCUGGACCAAGGAGUCUACAUGGGAAUAUCACUUUAAUUGUUAGAUUUUACUUGAUUUUGCUUUUGUUUUCUUUAUUUCCAUCAAUUUUCCUUCUGCAAUGGUGUGGGAAAUUUUCUUAAUUUUUGGUAGUAUAUUUUUGAUGGUGACUUUUGAUGGUGACUUUUGUCCAUUUAAUUUUUGUUGAGUUCCAGUUGGACUGUUGGAUGCACAAUUCUUUCUAUAAGGUUAAACUCUACAGUCUGUAGAUGUGCAUGUUGAUCUUAAUUGACACAUUGAAGUGUCGCAGGGUGAUGAUGUCACAGGAGAGCUGCGCAUUGGAUAUACAAAUGUGAAGGUAUUAUUCAAAAGCUGCACUGAUUUCUCACAGUGAAAUAUCCUCCACUGAAGUGUUUUAUUACCAGUAUGUAUUGAGUCUUCUCAUCUUAUUACAUGUAAAAUAUUAAGUAUGCUGGCAGGUUAAUUCACGACAAUCGUCAGGCUGAGCGCUUGCUCAGUAAGAGUGGGGUGCGUUGCUGUCUGUGUGUGUGAUUUGUUCAGUAAGGAAUUUCUCGGGAACUGUGAUCAUUGUCACAUCUAGUUUAAGGUUGAACAUGAGGUUUUGUCUCUGUUUUAAAGAUACUUUUUUCUUCUGAAAGCUGCACAGUUGUACUACAGAAGAUAGUUGUCUAUUGAGCCUCAGCCUCAAAAAGAUGACUCAAUUUUUUUUUUUGUUUAUUUCAUAUGUUGCAUUUGCUGGUCAAGAAUUAUAGGUAAACUACUAUUGUCAGUAAGCCCCUGACAUUGUUUUUUUCCCUGUGACUGUGUAUCUCAUCCAAUGUGUACAAUGUGUACAAUCUGCCCAAUGUGUAAUCCUGCCCCUGUUUAAAAUGCAGUUCUUAGCUGGCAGGAGUGCCUAUGCACAGCUGUCAGGUAGGACCCCAGAGAGGUGUCCUGGAUGCUGCCUGUGCAGUGCUGUCAGGUAGGACCCCAGAGAGGUGUUCUGGGUGCUGCCUGUGUGUGAGUGUGGUUCAAGACGUGAACUAACCCUUUUGGGGCUUGCUACAUCUAUUUAUCAGAAAUAAAUCAAACUUGAACAUAAUCUUUUUUGUUUUUUUCUCUAGGUAUAUUAAUUGUAAAGUGAGUUUACAGCCAGCGAUAUUGCUAACCAUUGUGAAUGAUCACUCCUUUGUCCUGAUGUGGGACUUACGAUGGAUUUUGUUAGUCAGGUACAGCCAGUGUGGCUUAACUACGAACCUGACGCUUGUGAAGGAAUCCCGGUCAGUGCAUCCCACUGGGCCCACUGUGUGUUUCUUUGCUGGGCUUGUCUGCUGCUUUGUUCCCACCCUGCUUCUGUGGACAUUGUGAUCUGGGGCCUGCCAGAAUAAAUUGUAGUCAUGUGACAGGAAGUGCUGACAUGCAGUUCUGUUCUGAUUGGUGGAGGCCAAGGGCUUUAUUUUGAUUUAUGUAUGAGGAUGUGUUAGGUUUAAGUUUUUUUUUCCUUCAUGCCUUACUAUGUCAUGUUCUCUAUUGUUAUUUGGCUGUGAAAGUUCAGGUGGUUGUGUGCUUGACAAUUAGGAUUUUACAGUAUGCAUUUGCUCCAGAGUUUUGACACUUUUCUAGAUAUUUUAAAUUUAUUUCCCCCCCUCCUCAAGUUAUAUAUAUGAGAUUCAGGCAUGGCGUUUAUAUGCAAUAUCACUUCCAGGGAAAGAUGUUGAACAGCUGAACAGCUAGCAAAAAAAAAAACACUAUAGAAUAAUUCUUACUGCAGUUCAUAUUUGAACAGAGGUUUACAAAAUCAGCAUAUUUCGUCAAUGGUUUACAUAGUUCUGCUGUAGAAGUGUUACUUUAAAUUAUUCUGUGUUUGCAUUGGAAGUUUCCCUGUCUUUCAGCUCCAAUAAAGGUUUUCAACAAUUUA
Paramormyrops kingsleyae is the source of this 4739-nucleotide messenger RNA. The record is from RefSeq and is a predicted model, not a curated record. Lineage: Eukaryota; Metazoa; Chordata; Actinopteri; Osteoglossiformes; Mormyridae.